AUGUCAGAGAUACCGUCUUCUAGCGAUCUAGAAAAACACCAGGAUGAUGCCUCCAGUGAAGAAAGGGUAUCCGGACCACCCCAUGAAUCAGAAUGGAAUCGUCGGGCGGUCCUCACACUCAUCGGCACAACAUGCAUACUCUUCUGCACCGUUGGAUUCGUCAAUGCCUUCGGCGUCUUUCAGGAAUUCUACACCAAGACGUUUUUCCGUGACAAGUCAUUAUCGGCAGUAUCGUGGUUUGGAUCGUUUAAUGUAUUCUGCAUGUUUGCUGGAGCCGUUGUAACGGGGAUAUUAACUGAUCUUUGCGGUCCAAAGUGGCUACUUCGAGGGGGGACCGUUCUGGCAUUACUGGGAAUAUUCAUGACUUCUCUUUGCAGAGAAUACUACCAGUUCUUCCUUGCUCAGGGAUUACUAUUCGGUCUAGGAGUGGCGGGCCUCUUCUUACCCAGCUACAUCGCGACAUCUCUUUACUUUGUAAAGCACCGGGCACUCGCGCUUGGAAUCACCGUUGGCGGAUCAUCGAUAGGCGGCGUUAUCUGGUCAAUUGCUCUUCGACGACUACUGGUAGACUUUGGCUUCCCUUGGACGAUGCGCAUUGCAGGAUUCAUAAUGAUGCCUCUUCUGGUGCUUGGCUGCCUUACCGUCCGUCUCCCCAAGAGGAAAAAAGCAGAUAAGCCCAAACCGAACGUUGCGGCCAUGAAGACACCGGCCUUCGGCAUGUUGGCAGCUGCAUUUUUCCUGUGUUCGCUUGGCCUCUUCGUUCCAUUCUAUUUCAUCACCUCAUAUUCUAUAUCUGUGGGGAAGGAUGCUGAGAUAUCCUUCUACUUGAUCUCCAUCAUCAACGCGACCAGCCUAUUUGGUCGACUGCUUCCUGGGUUCUGGGCUGAUAGAUACGGCAAGUUCAAUGUCAUGAUCGUGGCGGCGCUGUUCUCUGGUAUCAUCUGCUGCUGUAUGACCGUGGCGACGUCUCUGGGCGGUCUAAUAGCCAUCUCCAUCGCAUACGGCUUUGCAUCGGGGGCCAUUAUCAGCCUCCAGGGAGCCUGUGCCACGCAGCUCGUUGACCCAGCGACCUAUGGCGCCGCGGUGGGCUCUAUCAUGGGAAUAUGCUCCAUCGCGAGCCUUAUCGGGGCGCCCAUAGCGGGCGAACUUGCAUCCAAGUAUGGCUAUCUCUCAGCGUCCGAGUUUGGGGGUGCAUCGCUGUUGGCAGGAACCGCUUGUCUGGUUAUAUCCCGAGCACUGCAGAGUACUCAUCUCUUUAAAGUCGUGUAG
Messenger RNA from Arthroderma uncinatum, 1269 nucleotides. RefSeq lists its product as uncharacterized. The transcript has 5 exons. NCBI's taxonomy places the organism in Eukaryota, Fungi, Ascomycota, Eurotiomycetes, Onygenales, Arthrodermataceae. Gene Ontology annotation, biological process: transmembrane transport. Bases 1 to 1269 code for a protein of 422 amino acids. The record is from RefSeq and is a predicted model, not a curated record. Gene Ontology annotation, cellular component: fungal-type vacuole membrane. Gene Ontology annotation, molecular function: transmembrane transporter activity.